This is a messenger RNA of Aspergillus luchuensis, 1050 nucleotides long. RefSeq names its product 3-methyl-2-oxobutanoate hydroxymethyltransferase ECM31. Gene Ontology annotation, biological process: pantothenate biosynthetic process. Bases 1 to 1050 code for a protein of 349 amino acids. Gene Ontology annotation, molecular function: magnesium ion binding; 3-methyl-2-oxobutanoate hydroxymethyltransferase activity. Lineage: Eukaryota; Fungi; Ascomycota; Eurotiomycetes; Eurotiales; Aspergillaceae. The transcript is spliced from 2 exons. Gene Ontology annotation, cellular component: mitochondrion. The record is from RefSeq and is a predicted model, not a curated record.
AUGGCCUCGAGAUUAUCGGCGCAAUUGCUAGUGCCUUUGGCGAGGACGUCCGUUCGCUGUCGGGCUGCAUCCGCUCCAGUCUUCUCGGUUCUCGCCGGCCGACAUGCCAUCGCCACUCCUGCUCCGACGGAGCUUCAGAAACGGUAUAGCUCUCAUUCUCCGCUGGGGGCCACCUCGGCCAAUCCCCGGAAGAAGGUAACUAUGCAGACGUUACGGAACCUCUACAAGAAGGGUGAGCCAAUUACGAUGCUUACGGCGCAUGACUUCCCCAGUGGCCAUGUUGCGGAGAUGGCGGGGAUGGACGUGGUCCUGGUCGGUGACAGCUUGGCCAUGGUCGCCCUCGGCAUGGAGGAUACGAGCGAGAUCCUCAUGGACGAGAUGUUGUUGCACUGUCGGAGUGUUGCACGUGCUGUCAAGAGUGCAUUCACGGUCGCCGAUCUCCCUAUGGGAUCUUAUGAAGUCUCCCCCGAGCAGGCUGUUCAGUCUGCCAUCCGCAUCGUGAAGGAGGGUCGCGUCCAGGCUAUAAAGCUCGAGGGUGGUGCUGAGAUGGCCCCGUCCAUCAAACGUAUCACGCAAGCUGGUAUACCUGUGUGCGGUCACAUCGGGCUUACGCCUCAACGUCAACAUGCUCUUGGAGGAUUCCGGGUUCAGGGCAAAACGACCGCCAGCGCAGUGAGGCUUCUGAAGGAUGCUCUAGCUGUCCAAGAGGCUGGCGCAUUCAUGAUGGUUUUGGAAGCGGUGCCCGCUGAGAUUGCCGCCCUCAUCACGAAGAAGUUGCGUGUCCCCACGAUUGGCAUUGGUGCUGGAAACGGAUGUUCCGGACAAGUCCUGGUCCAGAUUGAUAUGACCGGAAACUAUCCCCCGGGCCGGUUCCUUCCCAAAUUUGUCAAGAAGUAUGGCGACGUCUGGGGAGAGGCUAUUAGGGGUAUCCAACAAUACCGUGAUGAAGUCAAGAGCCGGGCGUAUCCUUCCGAAGAAUACACCUACCCCAUUGCGAAGGAGGAAUUGGCCGAGUUUGAAAAGGCCAUCGAGCAUUUUCACAAAGAAUAA